CUGAAUGAUCUGGCUCGUGACCCUCCAGCACAGUGCUCAGCAGGACCAGUGGGAGAUGACAUGUUUCACUGGCAAGCCACGAUCAUGGGACCUAAUGACAGUCCAUACCAGGGGGGCGUUUUCUUCCUGACCAUUCAUUUCCCCACAGACUAUCCUUUCAAACCCCCUAAGUUAGCGUUUACCACAAGAAUUUACCACCCCAAUAUUAACAGUAACGGCAGUAUCUGUUUGGAUAUUCUCAGAUCACAGUGGUCGCCGGCUUUAACUAUUUCUAAAGUUCUGCUCUCCAUUUGCUCCCUGUUAUGUGAUCCCAACCCAGACGACCCUCUAGUACCAGAGAUCGCACGCAUCUAUAAAGCAGAUAGUGACAAAUACAGCAGAAUAGCAAGAGAAUGGACGCAGAAAUACGCCAUGUGAUGACUGGUCUGAACGGAUCAUCGGAAGGACAACGUCGUUGUAGCUGGAGUCAACUUCAAUUGCUUGUUUUCAUUAUUUUGUUCAUUUUGUUAUUGAAUUAGACUCAUUUUGCCCCCAUUUUCACUCCUUCAUUUAUGUGCUAUUAAAAAGAUAGUGUUUGUUGCUCGGACAGUCAACGUGUGUACUAGUUUAAUUUAAGUGCGGGAAAAAGUCUUUCAUGGGUUCUGAACUCUUCAUGUUGAGCAUGCAACAACAGUAUACGGCCGUGCCGACUGGCCUCUUGGUUAUCAGACUAAACCACUAGACUGCGUUCCAUCCAUGUUGUUCUGAGGACGUUGAAGACACCUGACCAAACCGGAAAGACGUGUCUCUUCAGGAUACACCAACUGGUGUGUGUGAUGUUGUUGGCUGUGUCUGAAGUGGCAGUCUAUUCCCUAUUUACACUACUUUUAACAGGGAAUAUCCCUGUGGAUCCUGGUCUACUAGGGGAAUAUCCCUGUGGAUCCCGGUCUAUUAGGGGAAUAUCCCUGUGGAUCCCGGUCUACUAGGGGAAUAUCCCUGUGGAUCCUGGUCUACUAGGGGAAUAUCCCUGUGGGUCCCGGUCUACUAGGGGAAUAUCCCUGUGGAUCCUGGUCUACUAGGGGAAUAUCCCUGAGGAUCCUGGUCUACUAGGGGAAUAUCCCUGUGGGUCCCGGUCUACUAGGGGAAUAUCCUGGUCUACUAGGGGAACAUCCCUGUGGAUCCCUGUCUACUAGGGGAAUAUCCCUGAGGGUCCUGGUCUACUAGGGGAAUAUCCCUGUGGGUCUUGGUCUACUAGGGGAAUAUCCCUGUGGGUCCUGGUCUACUAGGGGAAUAUCCCUGUGGAUCCUGGUCUACUAGGGGAAUAUCCCUGUGGAUCCCGGUCUACUAGGGGAAUAUCCCUGUGGGUCCCGGUCUACUAGGGGAAUAUCCCUGUGGAUCCCGGUCUACUAGGGGAAUAUCCCUGUGGAUCCCGGUCUACUAGGGGAAUAUCCCUGUUGGUCCCGGUCUACUAGGGGAAUAUCCUGGUCUACUAGGGGAAUAUCCCUGUGGAUCCUGGUCUACUAGGGGAAUAUCCCUGUGGAUCCCGGUCUACUAGGGGAAUAUCCCUGUGGGUCCCGGUCUACUAGGGGAAUAUCCCUGUGGAUCCUGUUCUACUAGGGGAAUAUCCCUGUGGAUCCUGGUCUACUAGGGGGAUAUCCCUGUGGGUCCCGGUCUACUAGGGGAAUAUCCCUGUGGAUCCCGGUCUACUAGGUGAAUAUCCCUGUGGAUCCCGGUCUACUAGGGGAAUAUCCCUGUGGAUCCUGGUCUACUAGGGGAAUAUCCCUGUGGAUCCUGGUCUACUAGGGGAAUAUCCCUGUGGAUCCCGGUCUACUAGGGGAAUAUCCCUGUGGGUCCCGGUCUACUAGGGGAAUAUCCCUGUUGGUCCUGGUCUACUAGGGGAAUAUCCCUGUGGAUCCUGGUCUACUAGGGGAAUAUCCCUGUUGAUCCCGGUCUACUAGUGGAAUAUCCCGGUCUACUAGGGGAAUAUCCCUGUGGAUCCUGGUCUACUAGGGGAAUAUCCCUGUGGAUCCCGGUCUAGGGGAAUAUCCUUGUGGAUCCCGGUCUACUAGGGGAAUAUCCCUGUGGAUCCCGGUCUACUAGGGGAAUAUCCCUGUGGAUCCCGGUCUACUAGGGGAAUAUCCCUGUGGAUCCCGGUCUACUAGGGGAAUAUCCCUGUGGAUCCCGGUCUACUAGGGGAAUAUCCCUGUGGAUCCCGGUCUACUAGGGGAAUAUCCCUGUGGAUCCCGGUCUACUAGGGGAAUAUCCUUGUGGAUCCCGGUCUACUAGGGGAAUAUCCCUGUGGAUCCCGGUCUAUUAGGGAAUAUCCCUGUGGAUCCCGGUCUACUAGGGGAAUAUCCUUGUGGAUCCCGGUCUACUAGGGGAAUAUCCUUGUGGAUCCCGGUCUACUAGGGGAAUAUCCCUGUGGAUCCCGGUCUACUAGGGGAAUAUCCCUGUGGAUCCCGGUCUACUAGGGGAAUAUCCCUGUGGAUCCCGGUCUACUAGGGGAAUAUCCCUGUGGAUCAAGGUCUACUAGGGGAAUAUCCCUGUGGAUCCCGGUCUACUAGGGGAACAUCCCUGUGGAUCCCGGUCUACUAGGGGAAUAUCCCUGUGGAUCCCGGUCUACUAGGGGAAUAUCCCUGUGGAUCCCGGUCUACUAGGGGAAUAUCCCUGUGGGUCCCGGUCUACUAGGGGAAUAUCCCUGUGGGUCCCGGUCUACUAGGGGAAUAUCCCUGUGGGUCCCGGUCUACUAGGGGAAUAUCCCUGUGGGUCCCGGUCUACUAGGGGAAUAUCCCUGUGGGUCCCGGUCUACUAGGGGAAUAUCCCUGUGGGUCCCGGUCUACUAGGGGAAUAUCCCUGUGGAUCCCGGUCUAAAGUAGUGCAUUUUAUCAAGAAUUCGAUGCCCUUUCGAUGGCAGCAGUGUUAUGCUUUUUAAUAUUGUUUGCGACACAUGGGCCUGAGAGAAUAUUUACCACCUCAUAUCCAAAUGUGUGAACAGACAAACAAAUGCUGCUCGGUAUGUCAACAACAAACAAAAAAAGAAAUGUAAUGUAUUUGAUGCAUGUUAUAGGAAUAGGUUGGAUGUUACCCAUAGGAAGUGGAUACAAAGAGCAAAUGGGGAAAUUAUUCAAUGAAAGCUUUCUAUCUUUGAUGCUUAUUAUUUUAUGUUUUUUAGAAGUUGAGAGCUUAUAGUUAGGUCGCCUACCUAAACACUGUCUCGUAACCCUGAGACGUGACGCAGAGCUAUUGGUUCAACUAUCUACUGGUGCCUCUGGCGUCUUGGUUUUUUGUUGUUGAGUUUUCCCCAUCAAUAAAGGUAAAUCAUAAACACUU
Molecule: messenger RNA, 3309 nt
Organism: Oncorhynchus masou masou (cherry salmon)
Lineage: Eukaryota; Metazoa; Chordata; Actinopteri; Salmoniformes; Salmonidae
Product: ubiquitin-conjugating enzyme E2 D3-like
Exons: 6
Coding region: 61-417 (118 amino acids)
Biological process (GO): protein K48-linked ubiquitination; protein K11-linked ubiquitination
Cellular component (GO): nucleus
Molecular function (GO): ubiquitin conjugating enzyme activity
Source: RefSeq, a predicted model, not a curated record